ACACACACACACACACACACACACACACACACUCCUUUAAGUUUAAAGAUGGGAUGGAGUGAUGUCACCCCACUCCAGUGUGGGCAUUCAUUCCAUAAGCAGUGUGUUUCCAAAGCGAUGCUGUUCACCAAAACGCAAAAGCAGCAUUGCGCACGGCGUCGUGUCAGCAGGGGAGCGACUUUACUCAUGGAGCGUUGGAUUGUGAACUCUGUUCUUCUCACAGUGAUAUUUUCGUAAUUCCGUGUGCCCGUCGAGGAUGACCUGUAAUGAAGGAUUUGCUGUUUAGGGAAAUGCAUUUGUACAGGCACUGCGUCAUAUGUAGGCUACACUUUGUUUGCACUGACCAGGAGCGUUACGCGCAACGUAUCUCCACGAGUUGGACGGCAGCUCAGCGCACCCAGUCUUAGCUGUUUUGGAAAGGAAACGGGUGCACAACCACAAACAUGAUACGAAAGGACAAACUGGAGCCAGAAUGGAUUUAACCCAGGUCAAUCUGUUGCUGGAAAACGUGUCAAACGAUGAGAACACCACGGACGCACCGCUUGGCUUGCCACACACGGAGGCAGCCACUGCGCUCAUCAUACUGGUAGUUACUGUGAUCAUUUCGGUGACCAUUGUCGGUAACGUGUUGGUGAUUGUAGCGGUGCUGACCAGCCGGGCUCUCCGUGCGCCCCAGAACCUUUUCCUGGUCUCUCUGGCAUCAGCGGACAUCCUGGUGGCCACGCUGGUCAUCCCGUUCUCCCUCUCCAAUGAGGUAAUGGGCUACUGGUACUUUGGAAGUACUUGGUGCGCCUUCUAUCUGGCUCUGGACGUGUUGUUCUGCACUUCAUCUAUCGUGCACCUGUGCGCCAUCAGCCUGGACCGCUACUGGUCAGUGACAAAGGCGGUCAGCUACAACCUGAAGCGGACACCUAAGCGCAUCAAGUCCAUGAUCGCUGUGGUGUGGGUUAUAUCAGCUGUCAUCUCUUUCCCUCCUCUUCUCAUGACCAAACAUGAUGAACGGGAGUGCCUGCUGAACGAUGAGACCUGGUACAUCCUCUCCUCCUGCCUGGUGUCCUUCUUCACUCCGUGUCUCAUCAUGAUUCUGGUUUACUGUAAGAUCUAUAAGGUGGCAAAACAGCGCUCGUCCACCGUGUUCGUGGCCAAGAACGGCCUGGAGAGGCAGCCCUCUCAGUCCGAGACCUGUUUCGACAGGAAGGACCGGUUCGAGACGGAGAGCCCCAGUAGCCAGAGCUCCGGCAGCCACCAGCAGAGGCAGGGGGAGCUGGAUGACAUUGACCUGGAGGAGAGCUGCUGUCCGUCGGAUACUAAACCCCGCAAUCAUCGCUUCAGUAAGCGGAGAAAGGUGGAGGGGUCAGACUGCUGCCCGCCCCAGAACUGCCGUCUCUCCUGGGCUUCAGCACGGGCGUUACAGCUCUACCCGGAGCAGAAGAACCCAGCUGUGCGCCAACAGCUGGCCGCGGCCAACAAGACCAAAGUGGCCCAGAUGCGGGAGAAACGUUUCACCUUCGUCCUGGCGGUAGUGAUGGGGGUGUUUGUGCUUUGCUGGUUCCCCUUCUUCUUUACUUACAGCCUGCAUGCAAUCUGCAGAGACAGCUGCUAUAUCCCUGGCGGACUUUUCAACCUUUUCUUUUGGAUUGGCUACUGCAACAGUUCUGUGAACCCCAUUAUAUACACUAUUUUCAAUAGGGAUUUCAGGAAAUCCUUCAAGAAAAUCAUAUGUGGAACAUCUAAACGCACAUAAGGGAUCUCAUUCAAUGGGAAGGAAUUAUAUCAUUAGAACUCAUUUUCACGACUUGUUUUCCCUCCCCAAAUUCAUUUUAAUGUAGCCUACUGUCAAAACAGAUCCAGUGUUGUGUGCUUAUUUAAAAGUCAAUGAAUAAAAUGUUAAGCAAAAGAGCAAAACAAAAGAGAAAUAUUUUUAGUGCAUCACUGUUGCAAAUGUAAUGCAACAUCAAACAUGGUUUUUGUAUAAUACGUCCUGUAACCAUGCACCUUUAAGAAAGAAAUAUCUGUAUUGCAUCAAUCUUUUGUGCUAUAGCAAGCAGGAGGAAAGAGCUAUUUCAGGGUAAAUUUGAAGUCAUGAAUGUAGCUGGAUUUCAGUGCUGGUUCACAGGUGGGAGGGGGGGGGGGUUGUUUAAAGAUAAAAAUGAGAUUAAUCUGCACCAUAUAUAAGAUAUGAUCAUGGGGAUGAGCAGGCAAGCAAGUAUUGCCUGUGAGUGUAUGUCAUGGAAAAAAAAUGUAUUCAAAUCCUGAAAGAUGUGGGUUCAUCAUCAUGUGUAGAAUGUUGCAUUGUAGAAAUGUUAGUAUUUUGGACACAUAUUAAUAUUUGUCUACAGUUUAAGCUACAGCAAGGCCAUUUCAGCCAUUUGUUAUCAGUGAACCCCCACAUUUAUGUAAGAGUCUAAUCUCACACCCCCACCGCACCAUCACACCACCUCACACCAGGACGAUAAGCUGUGCAAAAAUCUAUUGGAAUAAUCUGUGUUUCAUUUCAACACCUCACAAUACAUCAGUAUUUUGUCAGUACAUAUUUACAUAUAAUAUGAUAUUUACACAAACUGAUUUCAGUGUCAUGUGACAGAAAUCAGGUCUAGGUUGUUCAGCAAAUAUUACUUUCAUUGUGUUGUAAAAAUGUUUUUAUUCUCUUACAAAUAAAAUGUUACCGGCAAGAUGAGAAAAAGGAAUUCCAGUAGAUUUGACUGUCGGUGACAUUCCGGAACGUACCAGAGGAAGGAUGCUCACAUUUGACACAGCCAAAAAUACAAAAUGUCCUGCUCCAUCAAUCUUAAAAAUAACAUUUAUGGACACAGUUCUUGUGAGAUGAGGAGAGCUGGACCUCCAUCUAGCAUCAAAUCUCUGUGGUUCAAUAAGAGAGCUUAAUAUCUACAAGCCAAGCCUUGGGCUGUUAGUAAUCCUCUGCUUUAUAAAGCUGUAGAAAAAGUCCUACAAAUUAUAACUUCAGCUAUCCUUUAACUUCCCACCUCUUACAAAGAUAUAGAUAUAAAUCACAGCAGGAGCACAUCUCCAAAUUGUAUGGGGAAAAUAUGUGUAAAGUUACUACAUUACUACAGGUUACAUUCAGUACAUGAAAAGGAAACAUUGUGGUUAUAGGGUAUAUUUGUACUGCACAGCACUGUUUCUCAUACAGCCUCAAACUGUGGUUGCUUCAUGAUGCUUCUGGCGUAUAGAGUGUAUGUGAAAUGUUGAAUGUACGAGAAUGUACGAAGCUUGCAUGAGAAGUUCCUGUGCUUCUCUGAAAAAACUCUGGUUAGCAAGAAGAAGGCUGGCCAGCUCCAUAUCAGCCUACUGUCUGCAUGGGGGUUCUUGGGAUAGACACACUAUUUAUAUAAUGUUAGGAAUGUCUUCAAAGCACUCCUCCCACUCACUGGUGCCUUGCCAAAAAUAAUAACCCUGUUUGAGGAGUUGUUGUGCUUAAAAAUGAUAUUUUUUAAAGUUCAAUGUUUUUUGUGUGAAGUGUGCCCAUAGUCAUGGGGGUGUUGUUGAAAUAUCAUUAAGUGUAACAAUAGUGAAGUUUACUUUUCCUCUUGAUGUGCUGCACCAUUAUACAGGAACAUAAUUAGUCUGAGAGAAGUGAGGCUGGUGAGAGGAAACUUUAUCUCAAAGGGAUUCAAAAACUAUUGAAACAAAUGAACUCUCCGGGCCGAGUCACACUCACAGGAAGCGGCAAAAUUAGCUUUGUAUCUUCAUCUUGAAGAAUUACUGGGAUAAAAGUGAUGUUAAUUGGAACAACUUAAUGUUGUGUACAUGUUAAAUGUAAUUUAAUUUCUCUAGACAGCAUGGCCAUCCCUCUUAAAGCCUGUUGCAUUAUCCCAGUGGGGAAAUAUUUUCACGCGUAUGUAAUUUUCUUUCUGAUAGUGUACUGAUUACUAUCCGACAAGACAUGCAACUCCCUUGUUAAAUCUCACUUUCCAAUUCAAUUAUCUUUCUAAUCAACUGCUCCGUUGCAGCGAGAACGGAGCACAAAGCUUUUAAUAACAUUUUAAUGUUAUUUUCAGUCAUGUGUAAAUCUCUCUAGGCAUGUCUCCUCACACACUUUAGCUCUGUUACAUCUUUUGUUUCAGAGUCCAAAGAGAACUAUGCGUUGAACAGCAUGGCAUGUUCAGGCUUAUUAUCUUCAUUUUCACCUUAAAAGAAGGUUUCACGCAAGACUAAACAGGGAUCCCUCACAAUACUUCACUGUUCAUGAGAUAAAUGCUCUGCUAAUUGCAUUUCUAUUCAAGACAAAGUUAGUAGUUAGUUUGGCCUCUGUUGAUUUGCAGGCCUCUCUUACCGAGCCUUUUAUUUAUCCCAGACAGUAAACAAAGUUAAAGACUAGUUCAGGAAGAGAAGCAGAGCUGUGGCAGCCUCAACCUCCCAAAUUAUUUUCUAAAGGCUUAAUGAAAGCAACAGACCAACUGGACAGAGUCACAUCAUUUCCUGGUGUUAGAUGCUAAAGGGAAAGCUUUAUUCGGGCCUUUUUAAAGGGGAAGAAGAGCUGGCUGCCAGGUCAUUUUAGAGUCAGCAGCGGACGCAAGGCUAUUUUCAGUCUCAAUAGGAGAUGUGGUUUUAAAUGUUUCAAGAUGGGUGCAGCCUCUUAGGACGAAAGAGAGAGAGAAAGAGAGAGAGAGAGAGAGAGAGAGAGAGAGAGAGAGAGAGAGAGAGAGAGAGAGAGAUGCAGAGAGCAGUUGCUUGUUAUCCUCUGCUAAAGCUAUAUUACCUUGUUUGUCAGGUACAAUGCGGCAUCUGCGGGUAAUUGCUUUUUUCAAUUGUCUCUAACAAGAUAAGGGCUGGAGAUGAGCAAGGCGAAAACUCGCGUCAAUCCCAGGAAGCUGGAGAAUAGAUCUGGAGAAGAAGAGCCAGUUUGUCAUUAUUGAAAUCAGCUGGUGUCACGUCCAAGCGAUAGUGGGAGGUGCUAUCCUAUAUUUUUCUUCAAAUCCAAUGAAAAAUCAACCAUUAAUUGAUCCUAUUAACCUAUUAAGUAUUGUCUGUACCAUCGUGCUGCUGUAAAUACUAACUAGCACACCAAAUCUAAAAAAAAAACAUAAUUUACUCCUCUUUGAGUUACAUUUGCUACAAGCUACAGAAACCAGCUGUUUUCAAUAGCCAAUCCAUUAGCCUUUUUUUUUUUUAAUACUGAAACUAUAGAUUUGUGACCAGUUUUUAAAUAUGUACGUCUUUAGUAGGAACUACCAGGCUUGGGAUUGAGAGCCACAGACAUGCUGGGGAAUUCAGAAAGUAUUGAGAAACAAACCAAUUGGUUAUAGUCUUUUUAUGGGAUUUGUUGUCAAAAGUUAAGAUAUAGAAUAUUGCCAGCCUGAUCCUUUCAAACUAAAGAAAUCCAUAUGAAAGUAGACCAACAAGCUGAUUGAACCAAAAUCUCUUGUCGAUUAUGCUUAUAGGCUAUAACACCUUCAAACAACUUCUGUUCUUGUAACUAAAGAAACAACUUUGGGGUGUGAUUGAUGAUUCGUAGUGGGUUGUGAACUUUUCAGUCCCUUAAGGUGCAACUUUAUCCAUAGACUUAUCUCUUAUCUUGUUCUGUUGCCUGACUUGUUGUUUGUAAUCCUGCAUUAGGUACAAAAAGGUAGUUAUUCAAAGAGAGAUCUGAAUAAACAGGAUGUGUAUCUGUUUCCUUAGCUAUCAUUUAUUUUGUAUCCCUUAAUGAGUAUUGUAUAUUUGUUUGAAAACUAUUUGAAUGCAGAGAUGUUUCCCUCAACUAUCUUUCCAUUUCAUAUUCAAGUAUUUGCAGUCUCAAAUUAUUCAAGAAGAGGGAGUGUGCAACUGAACAUUUAAGGAAUUCCUGGAGCUCUCCCUGUGCAAGAUUACCUCGACGAAGAAAGACGCACAUAAGGUGGACAGUUGGGCUUCUGUUAUUCCUGAACCUUGUAUUGCUGUUGUUUGUCUUCACACAUCAGUGGGAGAUAUUGUAUUCAUCCCCACACACUCUAAUUCAUAAAGUGAACAUGCUUCAUCGGCAGUCUGUGUGAGAUUAAAUCUUCUUUUGUUUCUA
Perca fluviatilis (European perch) is the source of this 6013-nucleotide messenger RNA. RefSeq names its product adrenergic, alpha-2D-, receptor b (gene adra2db). Lineage: Eukaryota; Metazoa; Chordata; Actinopteri; Perciformes; Percidae. The record is from RefSeq and is a predicted model, not a curated record. The coding region runs from base 473 to 1744 and encodes 423 amino acids. Gene Ontology annotation, cellular component: membrane. Gene Ontology annotation, biological process: adenylate cyclase-activating adrenergic receptor signaling pathway. The transcript has a single exon. Gene Ontology annotation, molecular function: adrenergic receptor activity.